CCCCUUGGCACCUCCCUCCACCAUCCCCACCUGUCAAACCGCACUGGGUUAGCCUCAACCGCCAACUAUGGCUCCCAUGACAACCGCGGCCCCUUCAAUCGACCACUUGUUGAAUCCGUCUUGAAGAGACGCUUCUUUUUCACCGAGUCAUUUGUAAUCUAUCGACUCUCCGCCAACCUCAAGGGCGAUAAUCGCUGACUGUUCGCCUAUGGCCCCCCAGGAUGCGCCCUCCAGGCCAACAUCGUCGAUUGGCGGAAACAUUUCGUCAUGGAGGAGAAUAUGCUCGAGUUGGACUGCACGGUGAUUACGCCGGAGUUGGUCCUCAAGACGAGCGGACAUGUGGACAAGUUUGCGGAUUGGAUGUGCAAGGAGAGUGCCUACGAUUUGACUGUCCACUCGGCCUACACUGGGUCCCCUUUGAUCGUCAAAGAGGCUCUCUCAGAGCCAGUUAAGGUGGAGGAGUGGCAGGCUACCCUUGACAAGAAGCUCAUCGGCCCGCGGUUCAAGAAGGAUGCCAAGGUCAUCCAGAGUGCAGUGGAAGCUCUGGAUCAGCCUACUCUGGAGCGUCUGGCUUCAGAGAUUGCGGAGAAGGGUAUUGUGUCUAUCGACACUCCGGCGCUUGGUGAUGGACGGACAUCUGUGGAGUUGUCGAAGGAACUCUUGGCCAUCGCCAAGGUUACCCGCGUCCAGAACACACGGGUGUACACCCCCAACGUUAUUGAGCCGUCAUUUGGCAUUGGGAGAAUCCUCUAUUGUGUCUUGAAACAGACGUAUUGGCAUAAGCCUGGUGAUGAGGCCCGCGCAGUCUUGUCUCUUCCCUUUGGGGUAGCCCCCAACAAGGUUCUCAUCGUCCCCCUCUUCGCCCAGCCUUAGUUCACGCCCCUCGUGCACAAGUUAUCCGCCCGCCUUUGUUCUCUGGGGAUUUCCAACAUUGCGGACUCGUCGAGUGCCUCUAUUGGCAAGAGAUAUGCCCGGAAUGACGAAUUGGGCACGCCCCUCGGUAUCACGAUCGACUUGACACCGUGAAGGAUGGGUUGGUAACAUUGAGGGACAGGGACUCGACAUCUCAAGUCAGGGCUUCGGAGGACGGGGUCGUUCAGGCUAUCAAGAAUAUGGCGAACGGCCUGGAGACUUGGGAGGAGGUUUCGAAGAGGCUGCCGGCAUUUGUUGGUCAGGCGGAGUAGACAACUCUUGGGGAAUGUCUUGAGGGGCGGGUCAAAGUGGUAGACUGGGUGGCGUAAGCCUCUAGAUAGCAUUGAGUUUGAGAUCUACAAUACAGUGACUCUUCAA
Messenger RNA from Podospora bellae-mahoneyi, 1290 nucleotides. RefSeq lists its product as uncharacterized. Gene Ontology annotation, molecular function: glycine-tRNA ligase activity. Lineage: Eukaryota; Fungi; Ascomycota; Sordariomycetes; Sordariales; Podosporaceae. The record is from RefSeq and is a predicted model, not a curated record. Bases 268 to 873 code for a protein of 201 amino acids. Gene Ontology annotation, cellular component: cytoplasm; mitochondrion. Gene Ontology annotation, biological process: mitochondrial glycyl-tRNA aminoacylation. The transcript has 3 exons.